Messenger RNA from Adineta steineri, 1863 nucleotides. NCBI's taxonomy places the organism in Eukaryota, Metazoa, Rotifera, Eurotatoria, Adinetida, Adinetidae. The record is from the annotation of a GenBank genome assembly.
AUGCUGGUCUUCCUAGUCAUUUUAAUCUCAUUAUUAUUGAUUCUCUUUAUUGCUUAUAAAACUCGAUGGAUAUAUACACUUAUAUACAAGUUUGAUGAAAAUUCAACAGCAUAUGGUGGUGAACUUGUUGCUAAUGUUCUUAAAGCUCAUGGAAUUCCAUAUGUAUUUUGUUUAUCCGGUGGUCAUAUAUCGCCAAUAUUAGUUGCUUGUGAAAAACGUGGUAUACGUAUAAUUGAUACUCGUCAUGAAGUAAAUGCUGCAUUUGCUGCUGAUGCAGUUUCCCGUCUAAGUGGCAAAAUUGGUGUUUGUGUUGUUACUGCUGGACCCGGUCUAACAAAUACUGUCACUGCAAUAAAAAAUGCACAGAUGGCUGAAAGUCCAUUAUUAUUAAUCGGUGGUUGUGCAGCUAAUUUAUCGAAAGGACGUGGUGCAUUACAAGAUAUUGAUCAUAUGUCUUUAUUUAAAUCAAUAUGUAAAUAUACAGUCAGCGUUAAACGUGUACGUGAUAUUACAAAUAUACUUCGACAAGCUAUUUCUAUUGCUCAAUCAGGAACACCAGGACCAGUAUUUGUUGAAUUUCCAAUUGAUGUUUUAUAUCCAUUUCAUAUAGUUGAACGUGAAGUUGGAAUAAAACCAAAUCCAAAAACAAUAUUAGAUAGAAUAGCAAAUUUAUAUUUAUCAGCUUAUACACGUGGAACAUUUGCUGGAGCUUUUGAUAAACAAGAUGUUUUACCAAUACCACCACAAAUACCUUUUGCAUCAAAUGCUUUGAUCCACAAAGCUGCGCACCUUCUUCGAUCAGCAAAUAGUCCAGUUUGUUUAUUAGGUAGUCAAACUACGCUUCUACCAACAUCAACAAGUGCUGUUGUUGAAGCACUUGAAUCAAUGAACAUUCCAUGUUUUCUCGGUGGUAUGACAAGAGGUUUACUUGGUAAAAAUAGUUCAAUACAAUUUCGUCACUGUCGAAAAGAAGCAUUAAAAGAUGCUGAUGUUGUUCUUUUAAUUGGUGCUGUUUGUGAUUUUCGUCUUGGUUAUGGAAAAGUUCUUUCGAGAAAAUCAAAAAUUAUUAUUGUUAAUCGAAAUUCAUUUAGUUUACAUCAAAAUAGUGAUGUUUUUUGGAAACCAACAUUACCUAUUAAAGGUGAUCCAGCUGAUUUUCUGAUACGAUUAAAUAAAAUUUUAUUAGACAAACAUUUUAAAUGUCCUAAUGUAUGGAUUGAAACUCUUCGAAAUAAAGAUAAUAUUAAAGAAGAAACUAAUCGAAAAAAAGGAUCCGAAUUAACAGAGGUUCAUUUAAAUCCAGUACAUGUUCUACAAGAAUUAGAAAAUCAAUUACCUGAUAAUGCAAUUUUAGUUGGAGAUGGAGGAGAUUUCGUAGCUACAGCUGCGUAUAUACUUCGUCCACGAGCUCCACUAACAUGGUUAGAUCCAGGUGCAUUUGGUACAUUAGGUGUCGGUGCUGGAUUUGCUUUAGGUGCAAAAUUAGUUCGACCUGAAGCAAGUGUUUGGAUUAUUUAUGGUGAUGGUGCACUUGGUUAUAGUAUUAUGGAAUAUGAUACAUUUAUCCGACAUAAAAUACCAAUUAUAUCAGUUGUGGGUAACGAUGCUUGUUGGAGUCAAAUUGCUCGUGAUCAAGUUCCAUUAUUAGGCAGUAUUGUUGGAUGUUCAUUAGAGUAUUCGAAAUAUGAUAAAAUAGUUGAAGCUUUGGGUGGUGUUGGUUUUCAACUUGAUCGUACAAAUGAACAUGAUAUAAAAAAUAUAUUUAAACAAGCAAAUGAACUCAAUCAAGAACAACAAAAAAGUGUUCUCAUUAAUUGUCUCAUCGGAAGAACAAAUUUUCGUGAAGGCAGUGUGUCGGUGUAA